This is a messenger RNA of Pteronotus mesoamericanus, 2607 nucleotides long. Its product is annotated as sialic acid-binding Ig-like lectin 5. Lineage: Eukaryota; Metazoa; Chordata; Mammalia; Chiroptera; Mormoopidae. Gene Ontology annotation, biological process: cell adhesion. The transcript has 14 exons. Gene Ontology annotation, cellular component: plasma membrane. The record is from RefSeq and is a predicted model, not a curated record. Gene Ontology annotation, molecular function: sialic acid binding.
AUGCUGCCGCUGCUGCUGCCCCUGCUGUGGGCGGGGACCCUGGCUCAGGAGGAACGGCACAGCCUGAGAAUACAGCAGUCCGUGACGGUGCAGGAGGGCCUGUGCGUCUCUGUGCCCUGCGCCUUCGUCCACCGAGAUUUCACACGGUAUAAUAACCCAGCUCAUGGCUACUGGUUCCGGGAAGGAGCUAAUGACUGGGAGGCUCCCGUGGCCACAAACAACCAAGGUCGUAACGUGGAAGAGGCGACCAGGGGCCGAUUCCACCUCCUCGGGGAUCCCAGGACCUACAACUGCUCCCUGAACAUCAGAGACGCCAGGAGGACUGAUGGCGGAGUGUACUAUUUUCGCGUGGAGGGAGGAAGAUAUGUGGCAUAUUCAUACAAGAAACACAUGCUCUCUGUGCAUGUGACAGCCCUCAACCACACCCCUGACAUCCUCGUCCCGGGGGCCCUGGAGUGUGGCCGCCCCACGAACCUGACCUGCUCUGCGCCCUGGGCCUGUGAGCGGGGCACGCCCCCCCUCUUCUCCUGGACGUCCGCUGCCCCCGCCGCCCUGGGCCCCAGCACCCGCCUGUCCUCCGUGCUCACCCUCAGCCCACGGGCCCAGGACCACGGCUCCGCCCUCACCUGUCAGGUGCAGUUCCCCGCAGCGGGUGUGACCGUGGGGAGGACCGUCCGGCUCAACGUCAGCUGUGAGUGCUGUCCUGGAGGACAAGGUCCCCCUGGGAGCGGAAGGACUCAGGAGAGCAGUCAAGCAAGUGGCCCUGCAGGAAAAUCGGGGCCCGGGGCCCAGGUGGUGCUGGUGGCCAUCGGGGAAGCAGCUGCCAAGACCCUGCUCCUCCUCCUCUGCCUCCUGGUCCUCACACUGGAACACCCCGGUCUCUUCUCCCAGAGCCAGGUGCCACCGGAGGAAGGUGACGAGGCCCCCAAGGGGCGUGAGAGACGCAAACGCAGUCUCCGGGUAAUGCCUCAGGGGCCGGGCCUCUGUGACUCUGAGGCUUUGCUCGUGCGCUUCCUUCUGCCCAACGGCCCCACGUCUCCAAGAGCCCAGACACCCUCCUAGUCAGAGAUGCUGCCGCUGCUGCUGUCCCUGCUGUGGGCGGGGACCCUGGCUCAGGAGGAACGGCACAGCCUGAGAAUACAGCCGUCCGUGACGGUGCAGGAGGGCCUGUGCGUCUCUGUGCCCUGCUCCUUCGUUCCUCCAGAUUUCACCUGGUAUUAUGACAGCCCAGCUCAUGGCUACUGGUUCCGGGAAGGAGCUAAUUACUGGGAGGCUCCCGUGGCCACAAACAACCAGGAUCGUAACGUGGAAGAGGCGACCUGGGGCCGAUUCCACCUCCUCGGGGAUCCCAGGACCUACAACUGCUCCCUGAACAUCAGAGACGCCAGGAGGACUGAUGACGGAGUGUACUAUUUUCACGUGGAGGGAGGAAGACAUGUGGCACAUUCAUACAAGAAACACAUGCUCUCUGUGCAUGUGACAGCCCUCAACCGCACCCCUGACAUCCUCGUCCCGGGGGCCCUGGAGUGUGGCCGCCCCACGAACCUGACCUGCUCUGCGCCCUGGGCCUGUGAGCGGGGCACGCCCCCCCUCUUCUCCUGGACGUCCGCUGCCCCCGCCGCCCUGGGCCCCAGCACCCGCCUGUCCUCCGUGCUCACCCUCCGCCCACGGGCCCAGGACCACGGCUCCGCCCUCACCUGUCAGGUGCAGUUCCCCGCAGCGGGUGUGACUGUGGGGAGGACCGUCCGGCUCAACGUCAGCUAUGCGCUUCGGAACCUGACCAUAUUCCGAGGAGACGGCACAGGAUCUGAGGUUCUGCGCAACGGCUCGUCUCUCCGAGCCCAGGAGGGCCAGCCCCUGCUCCUGGUCUGUAGAGCUGACAGCCACCCGCCCAGCAGUACGAGGUGGACCCGGGGCAGCCUGACCCUGAGCUGCCUGGAGCCAGGGGUCCUGAAGCUGACCCAGGAGGAACUGGGGGGCAAUGGGACGUCCGUCUGUUGAGCUCAGCAGCACGGGUCGGCCUCCCUGGAAGCCUCCCUGACCCUCCUGGUGAAGAACGCCCCCCAGCUGCUGGGACCCUCUUGCUCGCGGGAGGACCAGGGUCUGCGCUGCAGCUGCUCCUCCCGAGCCCAGCCGGCCCCCUCGCUGCGCUGGCGGCUGGGGGAGACGCUGCUGGAGGGGAACCACAGCGAUGCCUCCCACGCGGUCACCACGCACCCCGCGGGGCCCUGGGCCAACAGCUCCCUGAGCCUCCGCGGGGAGCUGAGUUCCAACCUCAGGCGCAGCUGCGAGGCCCAGAAUGCCCACGGGAGACAGGCCGUGACUGUCCUGCUGCUGCCAGGACAGGGGAGACCAGCAGACAGGACAGGAGUGAUUCUGGGGGCUCUCGGGGGGAGCUGGUGCCACAGCCCUGCUCGCUGUCUGCCUCGGCCUCAUCCUAGCCACCUGGAUGCCCCCUCCGCCCCCGACCUGCCCCCGGCGGUGGCCGCCUCCGACUCAGAGCGUGAGCUCUAUUACAAUGCUCUCCAUCUCCCCAACACGAAGCCACAGGACCCUCAGGCCCAGGAGACCACCCUGUACUCUGAGAUCGCGAUCCAGAAAUGGUGA